AUGAAUGUGGAUAAAUUAGAUGAGUGGAAUAGGAAGGUUAGGACUUUGUAUACAUGGAGCCAUUUGUAUCUGGGGUUUAAGGUAGCUCAGGUCCAUUCUCGUAUGUUGCCUCAGCAAAAGCGUGCUGCAUAUUGGAAGCAUCGGCAUUCUAAGUUUGCACAAGCUAUCUGGACGAAUAUAGCAGAUUUGAGAGGUUGGUGGGUGAAAGUUGGUCAGUUCUUAUCUACACGUGCUGACUUAUUACCGGAUGAGUAUGUGUCUGAAUUGGCUAAAGUUCAGGACAUGAUGCCGACAUCGUGUUUUGAGAUUGUUCGUGGUAUUAUUGAGCAUGAGUUGGGUCGUCCAUUGGAUGAGAUUUUUGAGUAUGUUGAGGAAAAGGCUUUAGCUUCGGCAUCUAUUGGUCAAGUUCAUAAAGCGAAAUUAUUAACUGGGGAGCUGGUAGUGAUUAAGGUCCAGCAUCCGAAUGUAGACAAGAUGCUGAGUCAGGAUAUGGCCUUGUUGGGACAAUUGAGCUGGGCCUUUGGCUUGUUAGAACGUGGCUUAAGCUUCACUUCCGUACUUGAUGAAUGGCAAAAACAAGCAGCUCUGGAAUUAGAUUUUACCUUUGAAGCCAGAAGUCAGGAACGCGUUCGACUUGCUAUGAUUAACUCUGGUAUCAAUGUUAAGGUGCCAAAGUGCUAUCCUCAGUAUACAACCAAAAGAGUUGUAAUCAUGGAAUUUAUCGAUGGCUUCAAAUGUACCGACCAAGAAAUGUUAACGAAAUACAAUGUUGAUGUCGAUGAACUCUGUUGUGAAAUAACCAAGUCUUUUGCUUACCAAAUUCAUAUAGAUGGGUUGUUCAAUGGUGAUCCGCAUCCUGGAAACAUUAUGGUGGAGAUCGAUAAAAUUACCGGGAAGCCAAGACCAGUGCUACUUGAUUGGGGUCUGGUUAAAGAGUUUAAUGAAAAGGAGAGACUAGCAUUCGCUCGUCUCAUUACCAGCAUAUCACAGGUAGAUGUCAUGGGUCUAAUGGGCGCUUUUCAAGACAUGGGCUUCAAGUUCAAGAAACCCGCAUCAAACAAACACGGCACUAGACAGACAGACAAAACUGAAGAUGAUACUGGACCCAGUCCAAUACCCAUUGACCCAGAGAUUUAUAUGGACGCUAUUACAGUUCUUUUCACUAACAAGAAAUCGGCAGCCCAAGAGGAAGUGCUGAGUCAAAAGGAAAAGGACGAUGCAUGGUCGAAGGCAAAAGAAACAAAAAUGACCGAUGUACAAAACUCCAACCCUCUCGAUGACUGGCCCAAGGAUAUAAUCUUCUUCUUGCGGGUCGCAUCUUUACUACAUGGACUAACCAUACAACUCAAAGCGAAAGUUCCUUUCUUCCAGAUCAUGCUCGAAAGAGCGGAAGAAGCAGUGCGGGCGGACCGUGGUCAAAUUCCACGAGCUCUCUACUACGUCUAUAAGGCCCAUGGUGCAGCAGCUUCCGCCGUGCGAUACAAUGCGCCUUAUCAGGACCUCGUUUUUGGCCAGAAUUUGUCGAACGCGAUUAACGCCAUGUUGCGGCAGGCGAACACGCCUCAGGACUCUGCCGAUUACAUCUCGGGUCGAAGACCUCUGGACCUCGCCCCCGCGACCUUCAUGACGGGCAUGUUCCCUGCAGAAAGACUUGUCCCCGGACGCCUCUCUGGACUUUUCCCUACAGGUGGAAUAGUCCCGGUCGGAGACUGUAUCUAUCCGUACCCCGAGAUGUCCUUCCGCCCAGGAACCGGGAUGUUCAUGUCUCCCCUGUGUCCCUCGCCGUAUGCUACCACGCCAUAUGCCAUUUCCGGCCUCCAGGAGAAGUUCCAGCCGCGCUCUCUGUUGGAAUGGAAGCUCUUCAAGAUACUGGCGACCCUGUUUAGUAACGGGCUACUCGUUGGCGUACAAGUGAGUGUGUGGCAUCGCCGUAGCCAACGCGUGGAAAUCAACCUUGGCAAAAUGGGCGUCUACGACUCACGACCGGUCACUCCACGCACAUUGUUUACUGCGUUCGGUUUAUGUAACGUAAUUCUUGUUACGAUGUUGCUCCACCUCGUCAGCAAGCAAAAGCUGCGUCUGUCUGACUGCAUUAGUGAGUGGUGGGACGGCUUCGUGCGCAACGACAAACGGAACAUUACGGUGGAACAUCUUUUGACCCACCAGAGCGGACUGCACUCUUGGCUCCCGUCGACGCUGACCCUCAGCCAGCUAGCUUCGUACCCCUACAUGAUCAAGUUAGCAGAAAGCGCUUCUCCGGUCUGCAUCCCGGGACAGUGCGGGCACUAUCCACACGUGUGUGUCAGCUACCUGUACAAUGAACUAAUCCAAGCCGCAACCAAAACAGAUGUCGGCAAGUACCUUAGGACCAACUGCCUACGCGACUGGAAACUCAAACACCUACACCGCAUGAUUUACUUCCCCGUUCCUGGCAAACCGCCCGGCGACAAUGGCACUGCUGCUACGUCUGCGAUUAGCAACAACGCCGCAGAGGCCUCGGGAGCUGCUGGUGGAGGCGCUGCAGCGACUGCCGCGGCGGGUCUGCACUACGACGUCUCACCGGACCAAGCCGCGCUCCUCUCAACACCGGAGGUCCCCACACCGGCUAGCGAACAGGCGCAGCCGCGACGCAUCUCCUCGGUCCAGCACGACGAAAACCCCGAGACCGGCGUCACGUUCGAAGUCGAGCUGAGCGAACCACUGAUCGAGGCCCAGCUGCGGCUCAACCAGCGCGUACCCAACAGCGUGGUCACGCUGCUACAUGAACUGGAUAAACAUGAUGACGAAGACCCCUUCCGCUCCAGCCGCUACCUACCGGACCAUUCGCGGACACUCCCUACCGGCAUCUCCAGCUUUACAGAUCUCGCCGCCUCUGGUACCCUGGGUGGGCGACCCAGCACUCUUUUUACCGGCCGGCACCCAGGCCACGCUGAAUUGGAGCAGGGGUCUCAAGGAGGGGUGCACUCUGGCCAGCUAGGCGGGAACCCUAGCCAGUUGGCGGGGAAUUCCGUAGGCCCUGGUAGCAACCCCGGUUCUCUGGACAAUCCUAAGCAGCUGGACCAUGUUGGCCAGCUAGACCACCCUGCUCUGACUAGCCAGACGACAAUGGUGCCACCGUCUUCGCUGGCGGCGGGCGCACCGGCGACUCUUAGUAGGGAACAGGAGAUUACCUUGCGGUUGGCGUCCGUUAGUCGCGACUUGGGGGUGGCACGCAUGGCGGACGCGGCGAAUAUGAGUCAGACUACCAUCGGUACGACGGACGAGGAGGAUGAGUGCAAGUCGGUGAAGCAGCGUCGGCUUAAGAAGGCCGAGUGGAUGGCCAAACUGGAACAGACCAAGCAGCCGCCGCCAUUGGCGUUGCUCAGCAAGUUCCCGGGUCGCACCGGCAUGAUGACCGAGUUCCUAAAGAAGCAAGAAAUUGAAACCAGCAAAAUGGCCGCAUUACAGGCACUCUUCGACCAAAAGGUCGAGGGACUCACCGCCUUUGAACUCAUGCGCAAGCGCCCUCAUCUCUUCGACCCGCUCUUCUUCAAUGCCGCUCCUGUUGUACCUCUCCGCGUUCCCUUUGCAAACGCACGCGUUUCUGCACGCGCCAUGGCUACCCUUCUCCACCACGUCUGUCGGGGCGCCGUCCUACGCGACCGCGUCCUGCAUCAGGCUCUUCAACCUCGCUGCGCAGACAUGUCCCUCGAAGCACGUGUAGCCACUGGCGGCUGGGUGCCCCUCUACGGACUUGGCUACCAACUCCUGCCUCUCGAACCACACCCGCAACCGCAUUCCGCCAAAGAAGUCAUCGUCAGCAACGCUAACUUCGAGCUUACGCCCUCCACUGCCCCGAGCAGUCCCACCGCGGCCCCACCAAUGGCCCAAGUCACACGCAACACCCCCGCCGGACGAAACAAGCACCCCGUUUUGAGGUCCGUGCCCGGAGCUCCCCGGUUCGAAACCGGGCCCGGGACCGAGGACGGCUGCCGACAAAUGCGCCUACAAGCAACAGACGCGCGCAGCAGUCCUAUAGCGGAGACCCCUGGUGCGGAGGCGACCCCGAUCCCAGAGCUCCCCGACCCGGCUGACGCGGGGACCGGGCCCGUCCCGCGCGACGAGCUCGAAGACUCUCAUGCCGACAUAUUGUUGACUGCCUCGCCCCGGACCCCGAGCCAGGAGGCGAGUCUGCUACCCGCUCAGGGCCUGCUCCCCGCCCAAGGCACCGGAGUCGUCCCGGAGGCGGCGCUACUGCCGCCUGCGGCAGUACUGCCGGGCGCGUUGGAUGUGGUCGCGCCGGGCGCCCCGGGGCCGGAGCCUCCGCGCGCGUUCCGAGACGCCCGUGUUCAGCAGCGGAUCAUGUGGUCAACGGCGAACGUGCACGUCGCCUGGGAACUGCGCAAGACCUCUACACCCACCCCCUCGUCGCUCGCUCCUUCGCCAAUGCCUCUUGGAACGCCCGAACCCUCAGCUGCAGUUGGUCGAGACGUGGUAGUCGGUCGAGACGUAGCAGUCGGUCGAGACGUAGCAAUCGGUCGAGACGUCGCAAUCGGUCGAGACGGUGCAAACGGACGUGCCUCAGUCUCUUCCGCUUCCUCGCGGGUGAGUGGGACGUCCUCUGAGGGUUUGUUGCGAGACGGUGGCACUGCAGAGGGCAAGGGCGGUCCCGGCAAAGGCGGUCCGGGUCCCGGCGUCUGUUGCUACGCCUUCGGCGGCAGUGACACCGGCGGGAACCUUUGCUUCUCCGUGCCCGAGGAACAACUCACUGUCUGCGUCCUUGUCAACGACCACGUUAGUGGCAGUCACAUCAGUCGUGUGGUGCUGCAGGAAGUACUGCACAGCUUCGGAUAUAAUCCCCUCAAUAAUUUUUUCGUCUGA
This is a messenger RNA of Gregarina niphandrodes, 4860 nucleotides long. Its product is annotated as putative of plant or bacterial origin. The record is from RefSeq and is a predicted model, not a curated record. Lineage: Eukaryota; Apicomplexa; Conoidasida; Eugregarinorida; Gregarinidae. Bases 1 to 4860 code for a protein of 1619 amino acids. The transcript has 2 exons.